This is a messenger RNA of Aegilops tauschii subsp. strangulata, 732 nucleotides long. The record is from RefSeq and is a predicted model, not a curated record. Lineage: Eukaryota; Viridiplantae; Streptophyta; Magnoliopsida; Poales; Poaceae.
AUGGCUUCCAAGAUCGCCAGCAUGUCCUCCUCCCUUGUGGCGCUCCUCCUUGGCGUGCUGCUGCUCUCGCGCGGCGGCAUCAGCAACGCGGCGCGGCACCUGGAGGAGGCGGAGGUGCCGCCUGAUCUCCCGGCACCUCUGCCCAGGGCGGACGUGCUGCCGCCGCUGCCCAGACCCGACGUGCUGCCAAAGCCGGAGCUGCCGCCGCUGCCCAUACCCGACGGGCUGCCCAGGCCGGAGCUGCCGCCGUUGCCCAUACCGGACGUGUUGCCAAAGCUGCCGUUGCCGGAGCUGCCGCCGUUGCCUACGCCUGACGUGCUGCCGGUGCCGGAGCUGCCGCCGCUGCCCAAACCUGACGUGGAACCAGCGCCAGAGUUGCCACCAGUGCCCAAGGGUGAGGAGCGACCGAAGACGGAGCUGCCCCCGCUGCCAACGGGUGAGAUCGCACCAGAACCGGCUCUGCCGCCUCUUCCUACAGGCGACCUUCCGCCCAAAGGGCUACCCAAGAUAGACGAGCCGACGAAGACGGAGUUGCCUCCACUCCCGACCGGUGACCUUCCGCCGAAGCCAGAGGUCGAGCUGCCACCCAAGACAGAGGAGCCACCGAAGCCGGAGCUGCCACCCAAGACAGAGGAGCCACCGAAGCCGGAGCUGCCUCCACUCACUACCGGUGAGCUUGCACCGGAGCCGGCGCAGCCGCCACUGCCCAAGCCCGCGGAGCCAAAACCAUGA